CGUCUGGUAUUCUAUUCAACAACACCAGUCGCAUUAAUCUUAUAUUUCGUAGAAAACCGAGCCAUAUUUUUAUUGUAAGAAAACCGAUAAAAUUCCGGUGGACAUAUUGGACGAAGAUGUCCAAUCUGCAAGAUAUUCCGCUUGCCGACCCCGAAGGUCUGACUGUGGAUGGCUCCGAGGUGACCCCCACGCCAAAGUCCAACUCCUUGAAGCGCUUCUUUAAGAUCAGCAAGAAGCCGCUGAUGCGUGACCAAGUGGAGGAUGACGACGAGACAUCCUCCCAGGACAACAAAGAGCUGGGAAAGUCCAACACGAUAAGUCGCUUCUUCACCCGAUUGAAGGGAGCCAGUAAGGAUGUCCAAGAACCUUCGAGAUCGGUAGUCGAGCCCGUCGAGCAUGAGAAGCCGCUGCCGAAUGCCAAACCCACGAUUAAGACAUCCAUUUCGUCCUACUGGAAGCUGCUGUUCAACCGCCAGAAGAGCCAGCGCCAAAACGUGGGUUUCGGACAGUCCAAUAGCAAUAAUGUGGGGAACGAGUCUGAAGAGGUCCACGAACUCCAACCGGUAAACCAGGAUCCCGAUACCGAUCAUCAGCCGAAAGCCAAAGAUGAGCAGGAAGAAUUGGAAGAAGGCACAGAUCCGGAGGCACCCAAUUCGAAGCCCAGGAAAACUGUUGCCAGCAACGCAUCCGCCCAGGAGAUUCUCAGUGCAUUACAGGGCGACCAGCUAUCCACCAUCGAGCACGAGGAUGAGGGUUCCAUUUAGCCGUCUUCAGCCAUCACCAACCAAAUCCAUCGGAACAUCUAGUAUUUCUUCUAGUCUUUAGACGAAUAAUCACAAAACGGUGGGUGCUGUUAAACCUUACACCAUAUACUCUUUAAACACUUCAAGGAUUCAAGAUAUUUCCCCGCUAACUCAAAUAUAUACCCACACAAACAUUUCCGCUUUAAAUCCACAAAUUAUAAUUUCAAGCUUUCCACGAAAUAAACACAUACACACCACCCUCAA
This is a messenger RNA of Drosophila santomea, 1007 nucleotides long. RefSeq lists its product as uncharacterized. NCBI's taxonomy places the organism in Eukaryota, Metazoa, Arthropoda, Insecta, Diptera, Drosophilidae. The record is from RefSeq and is a predicted model, not a curated record. The coding region runs from base 117 to 764 and encodes 215 amino acids. The transcript has 2 exons.